Molecule: messenger RNA, 420 nt
Organism: Trichomonas vaginalis G3
Lineage: Eukaryota; Parabasalia; Trichomonadida; Trichomonadidae
Product: rRNA pseudouridine synthesis
Exons: 1
Coding region: 1-420 (139 amino acids)
Biological process (GO): snRNA pseudouridine synthesis; rRNA pseudouridine synthesis
Cellular component (GO): nucleolus; box H/ACA snoRNP complex
Molecular function (GO): box H/ACA snoRNA binding
Source: RefSeq, a predicted model, not a curated record
AUGGGUAAGCAUCACACACGCACAGUGCCGCUUAUUCCUAUAGCAUCACCAGUUGCUGGCCAUCGUCUUACAAAAAAGAUCAAAGAAUUGAUAUCAACAAGCUGCGAAUCAAAGAAUUUAGUUUAUGGUGUUAAAGAUACAAAGAAAUUACUUCAAAAGAAUGAAAAGGGUCUUGCCGUUUUUGGUGGUAAUGUUACACCAAUGGAUGUCAUCACCCAUCUCCCAGCUAUGUGCGAGAAUAAGAAACAACCAUAUGUUUUCCUUUCAACAAAGGAAGAAAUUAGUGCUGCUGCCCAGAGAACAUCAGCCGUUGCUUGUGUAGUUAUCAGAGAACCAAAAGAUGCUGAUACAAAAGCAAAAUAUGAUGAAAUUGUUUCCGAGAUUAACGCUCUUAACAACCCAGAGCCAACAGAAGAAUAA